AUUACUACAUAACCGUCGCAAGUCAUUCUUAUGAAAGCAUAACAUUGGACUGUGUUCUCUAGCAUAUCUACAACUUCACUCCCUUGACGGACUAACUGCAAAGACACGCUUGUGUAAAACAUGUCGAUUUAUAGAAACGCCGUUUGGUUCGUGAGAGGACUCCAGGAGUACACAAAGGGUGGUUAUGAAGCUGCAGCGAAGCAUUUUACUCCAGGAGACCUGGAUGUGAACCUUAGUGGCCGGUCCUUCAUGAUCACCGGAGCAAACAGCGGGAUAGGAAAAGCUACUGCGCAAGAAAUAGCUAACAGAGGAGGAACUGUUCACAUGGUGUGUCGAAACAGAGGCAGAGCAGAUGCAGCCAAAGAAGAAAUAGUGGAAAAGAGUAAAAAUCAGGAUGUUCACGUCCACAUCCUUGACAUGUCUAGUCUGAGACAAGUGUGGGAGUUUGCCCAGAACUUCUCACAAAGUAGCGCCCUGCAUGUGCUGAUAAACAAUGCAGGCUGUAUGGUGAACCAGAGAGAGCUGACUGAGGAGGGUCUGGAGAAGAACUUUGCCACAAAUACACUUGGUACGUACAUCCUAACGACAGCGUUGAUACCUGCUCUUAAGAAGGUUGAAGAUGCAAGAGUGAUUACCGUUUCAUCAGGCGGCAUGCUCACACAGAAGCUGAACGUGGACGACCUGCAGUUUGAGAAGGGGACGUUUGACGGCACCAUGGCCUACGCUCAAAACAAAAGGCAGCAGGUGAUUCUGACAGAGAGGUGGGCCGCUCAGCACAAAGAGAUCCACUUCUCGUCCAUGCACCCUGGCUGGGCAGACACACCAGCCGUCCAGACGUCCAUGCCUUCUUUCCACUCUAAGAUGCAGUCCAAACUGAGGACAGAGGCCAUGGGAGCAGACACAGCGGUGUGGCUCGCUGUGUCUGCAGCCGCCAUCAAGCAGCCCAGCGGACUCUUCUUCCAGGAUCGUAAAGCGGUAUCAACUCACCUUCCUCUCGCCACCUCCAGAUCAACACCACAAGAAGAGCAGAAACUUCUGACCGCACUGGAGGAGUUCGCCCUCAAGUUUAAGCCUUAACAUCUCUGUGAAUGUCUUUAAAAAAACCAAGCACUCCUCAAUCAUUAUUAAUGUUUACAUAAUCCUUUGUUUUUCAAAAUUCUAAAUACUUUUUAACAUUUAUAAGCAAAAGGGCAAACUUCAUAAAAAACUCAAAAUGUGUCAAGGUUGAUUCAUGAAGGAAGAUUCUUUUAAAACACAAAUUCAUUUUUUAAGAUUUAUAAAAACAGUUCAAAUUAGCUUUAUUCACUUCUCAUAUUUACAAUACUGUAUUUAUCAAGCAGGAGGAGCUGUAUACGUAUCUCUCAUGCUUUUAUAUGAAUGUAAUGAAAAUGAAAAAAAUGUUUUAAUCUUCUGUUAUAAAGUAUAUUGUAUAAUCUUCUGGCCAUUUUGUUUGCUUACUGUCAAAUUAAACAUAUUUAUAAAUUUUUCUUUA
This is a messenger RNA of Cheilinus undulatus (humphead wrasse), 1492 nucleotides long. RefSeq names its product dehydrogenase/reductase (SDR family) member 12 (gene dhrs12). The record is from RefSeq and is a predicted model, not a curated record. Lineage: Eukaryota; Metazoa; Chordata; Actinopteri; Labriformes; Labridae. The coding region runs from base 121 to 1077 and encodes 318 amino acids. The transcript has 10 exons.